Rotaria sp. Silwood2 is the source of this 309-nucleotide messenger RNA. NCBI's taxonomy places the organism in Eukaryota, Metazoa, Rotifera, Eurotatoria, Philodinida, Philodinidae. The record is from the annotation of a GenBank genome assembly.
AUGUCUUCAAAUCACAAAAUAUCAAUAAAUGAUCGACAACAUGAAUUAAAUAAUAUGUUCAAUGUUUUACCUAUUUUUACAUCACUUAAUCAAUAUCAAUUCUAUCAUAUAAAUGGUUCAACAUCGACUAUGCUAUUACAUAGUCUUAUUGCAUUUGGUAAAAAAACAACAAGAUAUACUAUUGAUACCGAAGGUGAUUAUUUAACACAUCAACCUGCACUUAUUCAAAUAGAAUUUAUCCAGCAUGAAUCUAUUAUAUUAUUAAUCGGAAUAAAUUAUUUACCGCAUAAAUCAUCAGUAUCAUUUUGA